CAAUUAUGACAAUAUAGGUAGUUUGUUCCAGCAUCACCAGCAAUGUAAAAAUAAAUCGUUAUAUAGGUCAAAAUUAUAACCAUAAACAUUCAGACCAAGAACCACCAGCAGCGAGCCUCGAACCCUGCAUCCGUAAGGCCUCACAGUUUGUCAAAUAAAAAGAUUUUUCUAAAAAUGCCUAUAUCAAAAUCAGGAAAAUGUGAACUAUAUUCAAAUCGACUUGUUAAAUGAAAAUGUGCGAGAAGCUCUAUAAAGGUGUGAAGGGAUCGAUAAAUCGUAGUUUGUGGUUUGAAUUUGACAGUAAACUCAAAUCACUUCCAUACAUAAAGGUGCAAAAGUCGAUGAAAUAAUCCUGUUAGCAUUUCGGGCUUUUUUAUCUUCUUAAGAAACGAUUUAGAUCGAAUUUUAAAUCGGAGUGAGUUCUAUUUUUAAAUUCUAGAAUGCCCGCGUGGCAGCGUCGAGCGACGGUAAAAGCAUAAAGCAAUAAAAAUUGAUGACCGAUCGAAAAAUUUGACUUUUUGACCUCGACUUUUCGCACAAUCAUCCAAGCUGAAACGGAGUUCUCAGUCAGUGCUUGUACAACGGCAGAAUGGUCACUUCUACAAGCUUAGUAUUUGUUAUUGGUUGCUUUACGCUUGUCUUGGCAGCGAAAGACUUAUCAGAUAUACGAGCAUAUGGCGGUACAGCGUACGGAAUGGCUUGCCACUUUCCAUUUCUGUACAACGGGUCUCUGCAACACACUUGUGUUUCUGACAACUUAUUUAACGGCCGUAGUUGGUGCAGCGCAUUGUUUCAAUACACAGGAGAAUCACCGCAUAAUCUGUACGGCUUUUGCGACAUCGAAUACACCUUGUCAGAUUUCAAAACUGUUGAAGGAAAUGAUUCUCCUAAUCGAUGCGUGUUUCCAUUUAUAUUCAAUAACCGAUAUCACUUUGAUUGUGUACCGGAUAGCAACGGGCGUCGAUGGUGUGCUACGUCAUCAAACUAUGACGUAGACGGGCGGUGGGGAUUUUGCGGAAAGAAGGCGGAAGAUGUGUUUGUGUCAAAUGCAGGACUUGUAAGGAGAUAUUACAAGAGAUCUGUAACUUGGCAAGAGGCGAGUGAUUUCUGUAAGUUUCGUUCGUCGAGGCUGUGUUCCUAUGACGAGGUGUGUGUUGGUGGAUAUCCGCUAGGUGGCACUGUGGAGGGCGAGCACUGGGUGGCUAUAGAGCAUACAAGUCAGACAUGGGUUAACAUUGGGGACAUUCAUGGUUGGGCGUGCUUGAACGUUACUAUCCCGUCUGGUUCCGAUUUCAGCAGCAGAACCAAAGGAUACGUCAUGUGCUGUGACUUUGGCAUAACAGGUUUUUCGAACUACGCAAAACUGGACCGAGCUUGCCUUGAUCAUAAGAAUGUUGAUCAAAUAUACAAACAAAUGACUUUACAGGAGUGUCAUGGUGUAUGCGAAAACCAAACAAGUUGCAAAUCUUUCACAUACAAAGUGCUGGAUGAAAUAUGCAUACUGUCGCAAUAUAACUCAAUCACAGCCGCAAGCAACUUUAACUUGUGCGGCAAUGAGACCGAUCGUUACUCGUUUUACUUCGAAAAGAUUCUGCAUCGGAAUGAUAGUAGUUUGUGUGAAUUCCCAUUCACUUGGGAAAAUAGAUUACACCAUGUUUGUAUAGAGAUAGAGGGGCAAGAUUACUGCGUGAAACGGGAUGGAGGAAGUGCUGAGCUUAUGAAAUGCGAAGAUUGUUUCGAUAUCAAGAAACCUUCAUCAUACCGAGGAAGACUAAACAAAAGUCGAAGUGGUUUGAAUUGCAUUAACUGGAAACUGUCUAUCUUUAAUUGGGAAGAAGGCGAGUAUGGACUUGGCGAUCAUAACUACUGCAGGAAUCCAGACCAGGAUAAGUUGGGUGUUUGGUGUUACGUGGAGGGAACGGAGACGAAUUUUGAAUAUUGUGACUUGCCAUCCUGUGAUACAGAACCACAGCAGUUACCUCUUCAUGAAUUGGAAUGUGGAAAGAUGGAUUUGAUCCCUGGAUUCCUCCCGAAGAUCUACGGAGGUCGAUUUUCAUCCCAACAUUUCAAUUCACCGUGGCAGGUGUCUCUUUAUCAUGUCCGGAGUGAAAAACACGAUUGCGGUGGAGCUCUCAUUUCACGCUGUUAUGUCGCAACUGCUGCUCACUGUUUUAAAAGGUCCAAGUUUUUGUCGUAUGUCGUUCGGGGUGGUUUUGAACUAGGGUUUCGCGAUAGACCUGAACAGGUUCGGGAAAUUGAGAAUGUUUUCAUUCACCCAUUCUACACAUUUGGGUUGCAGGAAGAUGAUAUAGCGGUGAUCAAACUAAAAUCUUGUUUCACGAUUACAGAAAAGUUGCAAACAAUCUGCUUACCGAAGUCUGCGAGUCAAUUCACGAACGGUUUUCAAUGCGUCGCCUCCGGGUUUGGCGAAACGGAGGACGGGGAGGCUUCACAAAGACUGAAGUUCGUGUGGUUGCCAUUGAUAGACAACGAGGCGUGCUCGCAUGAAUCGGUGUAUGGAAGUCGCAUCACAAAUGGCAUGCAAUGUGCUGGUAGUAUGGCCGGUGUAGCAGAUACAUGUCGGGGCGAUUCAGGAGGUCCGUUGUCAUGUCGCGACCCGGUCACAGGGAAUUGGCAUUUAUGGGGUAUAGUGAGUUGGGGAGAGUCGUGUGGCGACAGUAACAAACCUGGUGUUUACACCAGAGUAGAAAGAUAUCUGCCCUGGAUCAACUGUGUUAUAUCAAGCAACAGAAACUGCCAAAACUAGAGAUUUAAAUCCGAAACGUUUUGAAAUUAUUUCUUCGCAUAAAAAACCUCCCAACAAAGAAAU
Messenger RNA from Ciona intestinalis (vase tunicate), 2830 nucleotides. The record is from RefSeq and is a predicted model, not a curated record. Lineage: Eukaryota; Metazoa; Chordata; Ascidiacea; Phlebobranchia; Cionidae.